UGGAGGGAGCACCGGCAGCCGAGCUGAGUCAGUUGCGCUGAACGAAAGCGAAAUAUGAUUUUGCUUUUAAAUCAUCGUUGAUAAUUGAAUAUAUCAGACAUGAAUGUGAUUAUGAGCAGAAGGAAAGCGCUUCACGAGAGCAGUCAUUUAUCGAGAGACUUCAGGAGCUUUUCCCAUAACGUUAAAUGACGUAGACGAGCUCAAGUUACUGUGUUGUAAUCUGCUCACUACCUCUGUGAUUUAAACAGCUUUUAUUAUUUGACAAAUCACGAUUUAUCGAUAUUAAACUAUCAGAAGACGAGCGUGACGGACGCUGCAGAUAUGGGAUAACAGCGGUAAUCUGAUUAAACGGCUUUAGACUAUAAUUUUGUACAUUAAGUACGAACCUUUAGUAAUUAAAUUGCUUCGCUGAUUUAUUUGUCAUCUCAUACGCAUUUUAAGCCCGUUUCUCAUUAUAAAUGCAGUUGUUUGCAUGUUGACAUGGAUCAGAACGGUCAAGAGAGUGGGAAUAUGGAGGAGGUGAAGAUAUGUGAUCCAUCCAUCCUUCCUCAAUGUCUUGAUCACACAGUCACUGACGUCCCAUCUGAAAACCAUUGUGUAAAUGAAGAUCACAGGACACCUUCAGACCCAGAGGGGCUUUUGGAGUCAGCAGAUCCCUCAUCCGAGCAGGACAUCCUACCGCAAGAGCCUUCAACAGAAAUGGAGAAGCUCCAUGUUGAGGAUGACUGCUCUGUGUGUCCCGCUGGUUCAGAGACGGAUUCUGGGAAAGCAUCCCAAGACUCUGCAUUAGUGGAUAAUAGCAAUGAUGACUCUGGUGAGUUUGUUGUAACUGUAUUAGCUCGGGGGAAGUUGGAGGAGCAGGGAAUGGGUAUGAAAGGAGCCUCUUCCCCUUUGUCCGAGACUGGCACACCACUGGGACCCCCAUCACACAGGAACGAGGACGUGACGGCGGAUAGUUGGAGGCAGCACAGGAAGCAUGUUUUCGUGUUGAGCGAGGCGGGGAAGCCUAUCUAUUCCCGAUACGGAAGUGAAGAGGCUCUUUCGUCCACCAUGGGGGUGAUGAUGGCUCUGGUGUCCUUUGUGCAAAGUGGAGACAACAUCAUUCGCUCCGUUUACUCUGACGAGCACACGGUGGUGUUCAUGCAGCGUGGUCCUCUGGUUCUGGUGUCCGUCUCCAGCAGCCGUCAGUCCGAGCAGCAGCUCCGCAACGAGCUCCUCUACGUGUACAACCAGAUCGUCAGCAUGCUCACGCAGGCCAGCAUCACCCGCAUCUUCGAGCACAAGAAGAACUACGAUCUGCGCCGUCUGCUGGCCGGUUCCGAGAAGAUCCUGGAUGGCCUCCUGAACCUGGUGGACUCAGACCCCAGUUUCUUACUCUGCGCCGUCCACUGUCUCCCCUUAGCCUCGUCUCUCAGGGACUCCCUUAGUCAGAUCCUCCAGAAGGCCAUCACGCCAAACUUGGUCUUCUCCAUCCUCAUAGCCAAGAACCAGCUGCUGACCAUUGUUCAGGAGAAAAUGGUCAUCGAUGAUGCCCGACUGGAGCCGGCGGACCUCCAUCUUUUACUGAACCUCAUCGGAGCAUCGUCCGCCUUUCAGGCCGGGGAGAUCUGGACGCCCAUCUGCUUGCCCAGUUUUAAUCCUGACUGUUAUUUUUAUGCGUACAUCUCAUAUUUGGACCCUCCUGAAUGUACUGUUUGUCUGGUUCUUCUCUCCACUGAUAAAGAGGCCUUUUAUUCAGUGGCUGAGUGUAAGAGGAAGAUUGAGGAGGCUAUGCAAACACAAAAUGCCCUCAAGUCCAUAGCGAAGGCUCAGUCGUACAGCGUCAGUCAGGUGGGAGUGUCUGAUCUCAGGCAUUUCAUGUACAAGCCCUUCGACGUGCCAGACAACCAUCGCCAGCUUACACAGUUCACCAGCCCAGAGAUGGAGGCCCCGUACAGCAGUGAGGAGGAGCGGAUGAGACUGCUGGACCUGUACAGAGACCUGCACGGACGUAUUCACAGCGCCUCAAGACCCCUCAAACUCAUCUAUCAUGUGGCUGAACGCGAGACUCUGCUGGCCUGGGUCACGAGCAAAUUCGAGCUGUACACGUGUUUCAGUCCCCUCGUCACUAAAACCUGUGCCAUCAACGCCAUCACUAAACUACUGCGCUGGAUCAAGAAGGAAGAAGAGCGUCUGUUCAUCCGCUACCCUUCAAAAUACUCCACCACCCCAAACCCCAGCAGGAGCUCUAAAACAGAUGCUCAUUAAUCAGGCGCAUAACAGCAUUCAAACUGAACUCACCAGAGAUCAUUCAACCAACAGAGGUUAAAAUGAUGUGAAGCUGCUGGAUUCUUUUGGACCAUUUAACAGAAUCAUCUGGACUGAACCUUCUACACUGAAGAAAAGUCAUGCACGUUAUUUAUUCCAGACACAGAGCAUCGAUGAAGCUUUACGUAGCAAAAGAGGCCCAAUGAU
Danio aesculapii is the source of this 2454-nucleotide messenger RNA. RefSeq names its product MON1 secretory trafficking family member Bb (gene mon1bb). The transcript has 6 exons. The record is from RefSeq and is a predicted model, not a curated record. Gene Ontology annotation, biological process: protein targeting to vacuole; vesicle-mediated transport. The coding region runs from base 481 to 2247 and encodes 588 amino acids. NCBI's taxonomy places the organism in Eukaryota, Metazoa, Chordata, Actinopteri, Cypriniformes, Danionidae.